CAGCUGUUACCCCAGCAACGUUGGAAGUACUCUUCCAUCACUUAUCUGAUGAUACAACAGUUUCCAGCACUAAAGCUUUAGCCCUACAUUGUUUGACCGAGGUUGUUCACACCCUUAAUUCAUGCUAGUCCUGACCAGCAGCAAGUGGAGCUUGCAACAGUGAUGGAUGGAUUUAUGAGAACUCUUGUUAAACUUUGCACAGGAGAUAGUGGAGAUAGUCAUCUGGUAGACAUUCUUCAAAUGAUUGAAACUUUUCAAGACCUUUUGAGCCACAAAGAUGCAUUGUCUGUUCGAAAAGUGUUCAAGGAUUUCCACCAUUCCAGAGUUCUUGUGGACUUGUUGUUGGACAUGAAGCUCACAGGAUCUAAUCGACAAAAGUUGGCUGCAGCAGUAGUUAAUACACUUACGAUAUUUGUGGCUUGUGGAACAAGACACAAGUAUCACUUCUUAGAGGCUGUAGGAUUUGAAAAACUGUUUACCAACUUAGAAGCUCUAGGAGAACCUUCUCAAGCCCUUCUAGAAGCCCUAUUUAGUCUUAGCACUGAAAGUUCCCCCAGGUCUAGUGAGGUGUCCAUCAGGAAUGCUCAGGUUAUGUGUGCAAUUAUUAGAUGGCUUCCAAGUAUUAGCUCCUGGGACCUUCAGGCUUGGACAGUAGACCAAAUUCUGAAAAUCUGUCAUUCGAACAUCCACAGCAACGUUUCUUGCUUUCAGGCUCAUCUUUCUAGUGUAAUUCUUUCUGUUUUAGAAAAUGAAAAGAUGUUAGGGGGAAAAACUGUAGGUUGUUUACUUAAACUCCUUGGAAAUUUAGGAUCUCAUUCCAUGACACUUAAGGAACUGAAGCAGCUCAUUCUGUUGUUAAGGCCUGACACUGAAAACAUGCAGUUCCCUUACACCCUAUCUCUGAUGUAUACACUCUCUUCAAUGGCAAAAAAAGAAGGAUGGUUAGAAGCAUCUCAUUUUUUUCAUUUUCAGGAGCUUCAAGAUGGAAUUACAAUUCAUGGGAUUCGAAAAUGGCCUGGAAUUGGCUUUGUUUUCCAUGGUUGGUUGAGGCUUGACAAACUUCAUCACAAACCAGAUAUUUCGCUAAAGAGACCUUUACGGAGAUUUCAGCUUUACAGUUUUCUAAAUAGUUAUGGGGCUGGAUUUGAGGCUUUCUUCACUGAAGACCAGUGUUUGGUUGUAGCAACAUCCACGAAGAAGGACUAUCAUGCAGCUUGUGUGAUUGAUCAACCCCUUAAUGAUGGAGCUUGGCAUUGUAUAGAUAUUUGCCAUUCUCCAGCUCGUAGACCAUUCACGCAAAGCUGUGUGACAGUUUAUAUUGAUGGAAGACAGAAGUUGACAGCUCAGUUAAAAUUUCCUUCUUUGUCGGAGUCAUUUACAUACUGCCGUCUGGGGACAGGAGGACAAAGAACAAGUUUGCUGGGACAUCAUGCAAAUAAUAAUGGAGAAUCGGUCACUGAUUCUACAUCAAUGAGUAUAGGAGGUGCAGCUCUAAACCAUCUGACCUCUUUCAUUGAUAAAGAACGAUUGAUGUCAGUUGCUUCAAAUGUGACCCUCCCAAGAUCCAUUCAAAAUGUCUUCAGAGUUGAACACGACCCAGCUGUACAAGUAUGUUCUGUUGGUCUACAGGAUAGUAACUGGGGGUUACCAGUUUCACUUCAUGGGCAGAUAGGAUCUGUGUGUCUGUUUCAUGAUGUACUGCUUUUAUCUCAGAUAAAAUGUUUGUAUUUACAAGGGCCUAACAGCACUGACAUAUUCAAUGUUGAGAAAUAUCCAGAGAUUGGUGACCUGGCAAACAGUCUGAUAUUUCGUUUUGAUGCUAAGGCUUAUUCAGCUGGUCGGUGUGUGGAUCUUUCCCCAUAUCGCUUAUUUGAUGGUCAUGUCACAGGGACCCAUGUUUCAACUGCAGCUGUGAAGGAUCUGCUGAAGCCACUGGGAGGAUUUCCAGCUCUCUACCCUCUUUUAGAGAAUGCAGGAAAAAUGCUUCGAAGCCAGCAACCAGACUUUUGUGGACUUUCUCCUCAAAAUGAAGGAAAAGACACAGAAGAUCUUUCUGAAGAAUGGGUAGUACUUUCAUCCAGAACACAUGCAGUGGAGUGGAGAGUUCACCAGAACCAGGUAGCCAGUUUCUUGCUGUUGGUUUUGCACAUGAUCCAGGGACAUCCCCAGAAUCAAGAUGAGCUUCUUGAAAAGAGUGGUAUUCCUAUCAUUGGUGCCCUUAUGCAGAAGAUUCCUUCAUCACUAGUGGAUGUAAACCUUCUGAUGGCUACCCAGUUACUAGUAGAAGGAGCUGCUAGCUGUGAAAAAUCUGCAGAGCUUUUACGAAGUAUUUAUCAAUACAUUUUGUUCGAUUUUGCAAUCUGGAGUAAAGGCACCUUUCCUGUACGAAUAGGUCAUAUUCAGUAUCUGUCAACAAUUAUCAAGGAUGACUGGAAGUAUUUUCGUAAACAUUAUGGUACACAAUAUUUCCUCGAUACUAUUCAAGCAUUCUACAGUAAUUGCACACUUUUAACAACAGAAGAUGUAAAGACUAUUCGUAUGUCGCUGUUUGGACUUAUGAAGUUCUACUUGUCUCGAAGUGUUAACUUUCAGGAAAUUUCUGCCCUUCUAGGAUUUCUCAUUACUGUUAAAGAAGAAGAGAUGGUUGGUGAAGUUUUGGAAACUUUGCAAGCUUUGGUUGAAAGUCCUCAUGCUAAAGACCAGUUGUUUUUGUUGUUGUAUGAACCCAGCUGCGGAGAAUUACUCUAUGGAAUUCUUUUAAAUCAAGAUUUCUCAUCAGUGUUAAAAACCAAGGUUUUAAGGUUAAUUUCCUCAUUGUUGAAAUCAGAUAAAGUAUAUGAAAAGUUCAAGUCACGUCUUCGUCUCCAUGAUAUUGGAAUCUCUUCUCUGACAACUUUGCUAACACCUCAGCAGUUUUCUCCUGAAAUGGUGUCUUAUCUUUUGGACCAAACCCUAAUGACAGAAACUGCUGAAAGCUUCCAAGGAGCUCUGUCUUUUCUCAGCUUUAUUCGUAACAUGGAAGUGGGUGUUAAAUUUAAUGCAAUUAAAAAGUUUCUAUGUAUAAUUCAAGAGAAGAGUUCCUGUUUGACCACAGUGGCCAACCAGAUAGGUUGGCAGGAAUGUCUACUAGGAUUGUUAAUAAAACAACCAAUUUCAGGUGUGACUGAUCCCUUGUCCUCAUGUGAUCUGAUAGACUUGUCAAGUGAUGUUGAGCAGAAGGAGUCACAGCAAGAUAUUGGUAUUUCUGAAACAGAAAAGGCUACAAGGACAGAAUCUCCAAGUGUGAAAAGAAGAUUGAGUUUAAGGAGACUUUCUCAGCAUUCAUCCAGCUCUCUUCGAUCCUUAGAAGAAUCUUUAUCAUCGCUUCCUAAAACCCCUCAGUUUCUCCUUCAGUUAAAGGACCACAUCUUUGAUUUUGAAAUACCACAUCUUUUGGAUAGACCCAGGUCCAACAGUCAGAUUUCCAGUACUGAUGAUGUGUCAACAAUAGUAGGAGAUGAAAAACUGGAUGAUGAUAUACAAGACUCCAGUUCCACUAGCAUAGAUUUUCAUGAUAAAGCCAGCAGCAUAGAGCAAAAUAUUGUUUUGGAUGGUGAACAAGUGGAAUCUGAUGUUCCAACUAACCUGCAUGAUGCCCUAUGUACUGCUGUGUGUGAAGCUGUAUUCCUGGUGAUGUGGAGAGGAUUUCAAGCUUCAGGAAAAGAAUCUUGGAUUGAGAGAGGAGAAGUAUUUGCAUGUAUAAAUAUGCUUGCCUUGAGCAACCACUUAUAUCAAUCACACUUGGAUAUCAAACGCUAUAUCUUGGAAUUAACCUUAGAGAGUUGUCUUGGUGAUCUGCAAGAAACUGGACAAGCAAGUGCAACCCACACAGAAAAUGCUAUGGAGCUAAUGAAGAUUGUUUAUGACUUUGUUGUUCUAGAAAAUGUCAAGGAUGACAGACGAUUGAGUGUUAAGCUUUUAGAAGAUGUUUUAAGCUUGUUGGACGUGUUGCUAGUGUUUGAAGAUUAUGCUGGUGAAGAAGGAUGGCUAGAAAUGGCAGAAAUGGGACUUGGAAUAAUCUUAGUGUGUGCCUCGUGUGAAAAUCUUGAAUUGUGUGCAAUAGCAACUGCCAAACUUCAUGCACUGGUACAAACACGUCCCCAUGCAAGCCUUAAUGAAACAUGCUACUUGCUGACAACAGUUGAUCGUGUGCUGACCCGUUCUGUUGAAGGUGAUCAAGAACACUACUCUUUUCUUAUUCCUGUGGUUCGAGCAUUGCUGGACAAGGUGAUUGGGAGUUUACAAGGAAGUCAAUAUUUACAAGGUCUGCCAGAUACUGUGGCUGGUCCUGCAUUUUUUGAAGACUUUCAGCACUAUAUCCUAAGUCAAGAGUGGCGAUUGUUCAUUAAUAAA
Messenger RNA from Limulus polyphemus (Atlantic horseshoe crab), 4392 nucleotides. Its product is annotated as neurobeachin-like protein 1. The record is from RefSeq and is a predicted model, not a curated record. Lineage: Eukaryota; Metazoa; Arthropoda; Merostomata; Xiphosura; Limulidae. The transcript has 30 exons. The annotation marks the transcript as partial.